CCCAAAUGUGACAAAACUGCGCUCAGUUGUUUAGCUAAAAUCGAAUUCGACGGUCGCAAAAUAUUGGACUGGGCUUGGCAUACACCUGAAGGCAACCACAGCGCGCACGAACAAAUAAACGGUCAUUCUCGAACGGAACCCCUCGAAGGCCAAUCGAUUUUCGCUGAUAUAGCUCAAAAUAUUUGCCCAACAUGCAGAAAUUUCCCACUGCCCUGAGCAUGAGUCUCCUCCUAGGGCUCAUGCUGACCCUUAGCUGCAGUUCUGAGCUGGUGGAAGAGCCCCGUGAAAAACGUCAGGCAGAUAAGCUACACAUCACGUUGCUGUACGAGUCCCUUUGUCCGGAUAGCAGGAAUUUCAUGCAUCAGCUGGGGCCCGUCCACGAGGAGCUACAACAGUACAUGGACAUCCAGUUGGUGCCAUUCGGCAAGUCCCGAUCCGAGCAGAGUGGUGCCAUCUUCCACUGCCAGCACGGACCCGCCGAGUGCGAGGGCAAUCGGGUGCAGAGUUGUGUCAUCAGCAGCACCGCCAAUCAGUCGGCUCAAGUGAAAUUCGUGGUCUGCCAGAUGUUUGCCUUGGAUUCUUCUCGCGCUGACCAGUGUGCCAGCGAGGCGGGUCUCCGCACCGACGUGGACCAUUGCGCAGACAGCGAGACGGGCACCAAGCUGCAGCUGCAAGCGGAGCUGGUGACCAAAUUAUAUCAGCCGAGCUUCAUUCCCACCAUUGUCUACAAUGGCGUAUUCAAUCAGCAGCUGCAGGACCAUUCGCUUCGCGAUUUCCGCGGCACGGUAUGCCAUUUGUUGCGUCAACAAAACUUGCUGCCCAGCGGCUCCCCAGUCUGCCAGUAAGGCCCAGCCACCGCCACAGCCGGUCUACUAAAUGUACAAUGUAAAACUGCCGCAACUUUGGAAUUAAAAUUAAAAAUUCAGAAA
Drosophila subobscura is the source of this 929-nucleotide messenger RNA. RefSeq names its product GILT-like protein 1. Gene Ontology annotation, molecular function: oxidoreductase activity, acting on a sulfur group of donors, disulfide as acceptor. The transcript has 4 exons. NCBI's taxonomy places the organism in Eukaryota, Metazoa, Arthropoda, Insecta, Diptera, Drosophilidae. The record is from RefSeq and is a predicted model, not a curated record. The coding region runs from base 192 to 845 and encodes 217 amino acids.